GUUUAGUUAGUGUUUUGUAGUUUAGAUAUGUAGACCAUAGUUCUGACUAAUGUAAUCAUGUUAUGAUAUUAUAUGUCAAUAAAAGUUAUAAUAAUCAAGCCAAUUAUAGCUAGUUUCAAUUGGGACUUGUGCAGGAAGCAACUUUGUAAUUAGCCAAAUAGGACUAAGAUCAUUUACUAACAAUAUCAUUUGCACAUUUGUAUUAAGAAGAUCAUCGAGUUAAGACACCAUUGGAUAUAGAAGGAUACCUUGAACUGUUAUUAUAUAGACUAAUUUAAAAAAAAAAUAUAAUCAUAAUUUUUUGGAUUAUUAUCGCUACAUUAUCACUACACCAUGGUUCUCAAGAAAACAGGUGGAAAGACUGACUGGCUCAACAUUGUGUUUAUAUGCAGUUGUUGCAAGGAUCAAUGGUCGACCAUAAAAGCAGGUAAACUACCCAAAGAUAACUACAAAGAGGAGGACAUUGUAAACAUCAAGGGGUGCCAGGCAAAGAUUCAGUUGAUAGCUGACAAAAAGAAAGAGAUCACAGAUGAGAUAAAGAGAAGAUAUGAGGAGGACCCAAAGGAAAUGUGCAGUAAAGUUUGCCAAGAAAUAGACUCAGCAUUCAUACAAUGCAGAGAUGACCUGCAAAAGAUUGCUCAGGAUCAGCAGUGUCGGGAAGAGAGGCAUAAAGCAUACAUGAAAGGGGGCAAGCACAGGCAAGCACUCUUACAUGUUGGGCUUAGCGUGGGGAGUCUCAACCAGUUCACGGAUGAUGAAACUGAAUAUGCAAUGGUAAAGCUACGAAAGCUGGCUCUCCCAACUGACGUAAAGAGAGAUGACUACUGCCUAUUAGUAUUGUUGCCGUAUCUGUUGGAAGAAGUUGUAAAGAGGAGAGGAAUUAGUGACAGAGAAGGGGCCAAUGCCAUUCCAAUGGAGGAAUCUGGUGAAGAACGAAUUAUCAAUGAUUCAUUGCCUGACAACAGUGGUGAUGAUGAUGAUGAAAUUCCCCUAAGUGCUGUUCUGAAGAAAAAGAAACCACAAAAGGGGAGGAAAAGAAGGGCCUUAGUUUACAACUUUAGUGAUGACGAUGAGACUGAUGUAGCAGAGUUAAUAGGCAAGAAUAAAAAGGUGGCACCUUCAGACUCAGAAUCAUCACUGCCAAAGCCAAAGCCGAUCAGGAGGAAGAAACCCCAGUUGCAAGUAGAACCAAAUAGAGCUUUGGCGCUGGCAAAUAUGAUGAGGAGUGUCGAACAAUUUAAUCAAUUGCAGAAUGCCACUUGCAAAACACAGGGAAAUUCACAAUCCUCUGGAGACACUACUCCAUCUACAGAUGAAACAAGUGAAAAGAUUCGUGUAAUUCAACAACAAAUGCAGACAACGAUAUCCAGAUUAAAUUCUUUGGAGAAUGAUGUGUCACGGCAAAAGGAGGAAAUUGGAAUCAUAAGAGAACAGACAAACUCAAUAAACUCAAAGAAUGAUUGUAUCCUUGCUGCACUAGCAAGAAUAGAAGAAAAACAAACUGUAACACCUGUCAUUGAAGUACCACAAGAACCUGUACUUGAGAUUCCAACAGAGGCUGAAGAACGAAAUUUAAUGUUGGACCUGACCUCAGCAUUGGCAACAGUAAAUUCAGGUGGAUACCUGGACCUGGUGAACGACUGUCCACCUCCUCCUCCACCCCCAUCAGAACCAGCACAGCAACCCCAAAGGACUUUUUGGACGGAUAUGCCAACUGGAUAUCCUAUGGCCUUGCUACCAGCAACCGAAGAAGAAAAGGCUAUCAUAGGACUGAAGGCCAUACCCCACAGCCUAAAAUCUGAGAUCACUGGAAUACAGGACGAUAUCAAGGCUGCAAGGACACUCAUAAAUGCUAUGAUGACAAAGAGAGAACUUUCAUCAACAACACCAAGUGGGAAAUCAACUGAUGCGACUAAGAUCAUCAUAGGAAAGACAUCUUGUAUUGGCAUCAGACAUGACUUGAUGUUUGAUUACCUGAUCAUAAACCGAGGGAUGAAAAGAACACAGGUUAAUGCAGUGCUGAGCACAAGGAAUAGAGAGGUAUAUAGAUUGCUCCAGCGACAGAAAUUAGCCACAGGCAUCAACAAUUAAUGAUCAACCAACUGUCACCAUAAAACCUGGUUAACAGACAAUAUCAAAAUUCAUCCCGUCCUUUGUGGAAUAUUGGAAAUUCUUAACUGUAAAAUUUUGAAUGCAAUGAAUCGAUAUAUAAGUGGAUAUUUUGUUUAUUGGGAUUUGCCCUUUUCUAGUUUGCAACCAAAACCAUGUAAUGGACGAUGCCAAACUUCGUCCUAUAUGGAAUGCUGGAGAUAUUUGUAAAUAUUUUUGUUACAUUAUGAACACUAUUUUAAUUCGCAACCAAAAACUUAAUGUAACAGACAAAAAUCCAACACAUGUCAUAUCAAAAUAUUGGCAACACUGUAAAUAACUGUAAAUAUGUUAUUCCUUUUUAUUGUAAAUAAAUUACAUGUAUACACAUAA
Owenia fusiformis is the source of this 2481-nucleotide messenger RNA. NCBI's taxonomy places the organism in Eukaryota, Metazoa, Annelida, Polychaeta, Sabellida, Oweniidae. The record is from the annotation of a GenBank genome assembly.